AUGAAGAAGAAGACAGCAACCGAAGUUCGCAGAGUCCUGAAGUCCAUUUUCUCGCGACAUGGUAUCCCGGAGAGAGUUAGGUCAGAUAAUGGACCCCCUUUCGAUAGUGGCGAGUACCUCCAUUUCGCGAAUGAGUGGGGAUUCAAAGUUCGUCACAGCAGUCCGAAGUAUCCUCAGUCAAAUGGUGAAGUACAACGAGCCGUACAAACCAUAAAGAGACUGCUCAAGAAAGAGAAAGAGAAAGAAAAAGCUUUGCUAGCUUACCGAUCUACACCGCUAUCCUGUGCAUAUUCCCCAGCCGAGUUGCUGAUGGGAAGGAAAAUUCGCACAACGGUACCAACAUUCCAUAAAUUGUUAACACCGAAGUGGCACGAUCUUAUUAAGCUACAAGAACACGAAGCUCAGUCCAAACUACAACAACAGAAGUACUUCAAUACCCGACAUUGUGCAAUGCCACUUAAACAAAUACCUCAAGGAACUGAAGUUCAUAUUUCUACCCACCCAGAAAAUGGUGUUGUAAAGACUAGUACGGAAAGUCCACGACAGUAUGAAGUUGAGACUCCAACUGGUGUUAUUAAACGCAACCGUGUUCAGUUGUUAUUAAACGCAACCGUGUUCAGUUCCACUGCCAGAAAAAACUAUCGCGCAAAGAGAAACUAG
Molecule: messenger RNA, 660 nt
Organism: Paramuricea clavata
Lineage: Eukaryota; Metazoa; Cnidaria; Anthozoa; Malacalcyonacea; Plexauridae
Source: the annotation of a GenBank genome assembly